Blepharisma stoltei is the source of this 1651-nucleotide messenger RNA. NCBI's taxonomy places the organism in Eukaryota, Ciliophora, Heterotrichea, Heterotrichida, Blepharismidae. The record is from the annotation of a GenBank genome assembly.
AUGAGAUUUGCUGUAACUUUACAUCUAGGAAAAUUGUUUUUCCCACAACUACAUAAGCACUAUUGGAGUCGAAUGUAAAAGUAGAACGAUCGAGCUAGGAGAUAAAAGAGUAAGAAUCCAACUAUGGGAUACAGCAGGCCAGGAAAGAUAUAGGACUAUUACUAGCAACUUUUACAGGGGUUCUCAUGGAAUCGCUGUUGCCUAUGAUGUCACUGAUAGAAACUCUUUUAAUAUGGUCACAUCAUGACUUGCUGAAAUUGCAAAAAACUCUUCUGAUAACUCUAUAACAGUGAUCAUUGCCAAUAAAAUUGAUAUGAUAAACCAUAGACAAGUGACCGAAGAAGAAGGCAGAAACCUAGCAGAGUCUCACAAACUUCACUAUUUCGAGACCUCAGCCAAAGACGGCAGUGGUGUCGCCGAAGCUUUUAGAUUCAUGGCCUCCAAAAUCGUAGCAAGCAUGGAAAUAAAGCCUGACUACAUCAAAAGAAGUAAAGAAAGCUUCAUGAUCAAAAGAAUGGAAAAAGAGCCAGCCAAAAAAGAAAAGUAAACUCUAUAUAUAGAACUUUCUCUUCAAUAGCGCGAUAAGGCGCAUUCCUAGGUUUUACCGGAGGGUCUUGGACAUAUGGAAACCUGCUAUUCAUUAUUCAUGGGGGAGACAAACAGCCUAAAUAAAGAAUUGCGCCUGAUCAAUCUCGAGAACUUGAAGAGAGGCUGUGUGGAAAAUUUACAUUUUGGUUCGUCAAAUGGAUCUGACGAGCCAAUUCUGACCAGUACUUGAAAUAAAAAAUGAUAGUUGCCAGAAUUUUAUUAAUUUUCUGAUGAAGAGUAUGAUCAGAAUUUUUAAUAAUUCCUUUUGACAAUAAAAUUCAAAAAUCAAACUUUUAAUAUAAGAUUUGAAGAGAUAAUUAAAUCGUUAAAAUAACGUAAUGAAAACUCUUUACUGCCUUAGGGAGACGAUGCCAGUAAUGAUUUUUAAAUUUUGACUUUUUUCAUAUUGACUUAACCACCUUAAUAAUUUUUUAAUUUUUUAAAAAUCCAAACCUUUAAUAGAAGAUUUAAAGAGAUAAUUAAAGCAUAAAGUAAAGGUAAUGAAUACUCUUAACUGCCUUACGGAGACGAUGCCAGUAAUGAUUUUUAAAUUUUGACUUUUUUCAUAUUGACUUAACCACCUUAAUAAUUUUUUAAUUUUUUAAAAAUCCAAACUUUUAAUAGAAGAUUUAAAGAGAUAAUUAAAGCAUAAAGUAAAGGUAAUGAAUACUCUUAACUGCCUUAGGGAGACGAUGCCAGUAAUGCUUUUUAUAAUUUGAAUUUUUCAUAGCGACUUAAUUAAUUACUUGAUCCUGUGCCAUUUAUUAAAAUUCUGAUCAUACUCUUCAUCAGAAAAUUAAUAAAAUUCUGGCAACUAUCAUUUUUUAUUUCAAGCACUGGUCAGAAUUGGCUCGUCAGAUCCAUUUGACGAACCAAAAUGUAAAUUUUCCACACAGCCUCUCUUCAAGUUCUCGAGAUUGAUCAGGCACAAUUCUUUAUUUAGGCUGUUUGUCUCCCCCAUGAAUAAGGAAUAGCAAGUUUUCAUAUGUCCAAGACCCUCCGGUAAAACCUAGGAAUGCGCCUUAUCGCGCUAUUGAAGAGAAAGUUCUAUAGAUGCUGUUAG